AUGGUGUCCUUUCCGCGCAUUCCCUUCCUUUCAUCACGCCCACGCACAACCAGCCACCCCACCUCCACCUCACCUCCCAAUCCCAGUCCUCGCUCAGCCACACCCAACCAGCCCCAGCCUGCCGUCAUUCCCCGCUAUGCUGCUCCAAACCCCGCCCCAACCGCCCCAAUCCCCAUACCCGUAUCCUACGCCCACAAGCGCCGCGUCUCUGCCCCCACCCGACCUCAGACCGCUCCUAUCCCCGCGUACACGGCCGCCUCACGCGCCCCUCGGCCCCUGGCUACCAAGCACGCCUCCGCCGCGCAUACUCACGCCACCGCACACGCCGAGCUCGAGCCAGACGACGCGUGGAAACAGCGUCUCCGCAGGGACAUCGAGGAGAGCCUGCGCUCCAUGGUCGCCGCCGCGAAGCAGCACGUCCAGGCCAAGCUCGACGCGCACCCCAGCGCGCGCAACGCCGAGCGGCGCGACGUCAUCGCAAACGAGCACCACGCCGCGAUGAAGACCAUCCGCACCCUCGCCGAGGAGCAGUACCGCAUCGCGCUCGCACGGGAGCGCGCCGAGCGCCAGUGGGCCGCGGGGCAGCCGAUCGACGAGGACUGGGCGGACGCGCUUGCGCAGGAGCAGCACGCGAUUAUGGCGAGGAUUGAGCGGGAGCGGAGCGUCUUCGGCUCCGGUUUGGGGCCGAGCUUGAACCACACGUCGUAUCAGUCCGCGGGCAGGGCAAGGGCACGGUCGUACUCGCGCGAACCGAGUCGGACGCGAACAGGGAGCAACGCCAGUCAGGCCGUGCCUGUAGCUGGAGGGUCGUAUGGGGCGCAUUUCCCCACCACGCGGACGAGGACGUCCAGUGCCGCGAGCCGCGUCGAUCCCUCAACUUCUGCUAGCUAUCGCACCUGGGCGUCAGCACGGCCGCGCACCGCAAGCACCUCAGCAGACAAGCCGACCGUUCACAGACCAUGGACGCCCAAUAUGCCCACCGAACGCUCCGCCUCUGCGCGACCAUGGACCCCAGGCAUCUCGGCGGGGUCCUACCGCCCAUGGACCCCGAACACCCCAGCGCCAGGCGAACAGGCACAGCACAACCGCUCUACACACUAUGGCCAACUAGGCUCACAGUCCUUCCAAGCUGCGUCUAGCGCAGGCAGCGCAGGCAGUGCCGUCAGCAAGAGCUCUCACGCCAGCUCCCGCCCCAGCAGCCGCGGUAAUCGCAGUGCCAGCGGAAGCAGCAGUAAUGACCACUCCCACUCCCAUUCCCACUCCCACUCCGGCGGCGCCCCAUCCUCGUCCCCGCCCUCGGCCUCAUCUUCCCACGCAAGCGCUUCCCCGCUCGAGCCCACUAACGAAUGGAAAACCCGCCUGCGCACGUCCAUCGAAGCCUCGCUUGCGCCCAUGAUUGCCACAGCGAAAGCGUCCUUCCAAGCGCAACUUGCAUCCACCCUCGCAGGCGCGUUCGCGGAGGAGAAGGAGGCGCUGGUGAGGGACCACAGGGCCGCGGUGCAUGCGAUUCGCGCGCUCGCGGAGGAGCAGUUCCGCGAGGCGCUGGAGCGCGAGCGCAGUGGGCGACGCGGCGCGGUGGGGGAUCCGAUCGACGAGAGCGCGCGGGAGGCGCAGAGGGCGGUGGGGGAGCGGAUUGCGCGGGAGCGCGGGAUGAGCGGGUUGGGGUACACGGGCGCGCCGCACGUGGCGGGCCCGAGCGGGCUCACGCACGAGGAGAAGGGGAGGGUGAGGCAGCGUUCGGCGAGCGCUGCACCCGCAGCAUCCUACGGGGCAUCUGGGUCCGGCGCACGAGCCGGGUCUUCCCCGUCUGCGUCUGCGACGACACCGGCGGCAGACCGCGUCCGCGCGGACGCCCACCGCCGCCCGCCGUCCCCGUCCCCGCUGCGCACGUCGAACCUGCACGCGCACGCGCGCUCUGCGUCAGUCGCGCCUGUGCGCAUGCCGACGGCCACGAGGCCGGCGGGCGCGUUCGAGAUCUGGAAGCCGAGCAUCACGCGCGAGGAGGACGCGUUGCAGUCGCGACCGUACUCUGUUGCGCGGCGGGCGGCGCGGGUCUAGGUUGCCCAUGUCAACGUGGUUGCUGGACAGAGACGUACGGAGUAUAGAGUUCGAGGUGGACGUUCCGCCUCGUUGGACGAUGUUGCGUGGGGUGGGGUCUCAUCCCACCUGCACCGAAAGCACUUUCUCGCCCUCCGUUUUUCACGAUUUUCGACCGUUUUGAUUUUCGCUUUCAUUUUGCUACGUUCGCUACCUGACGACGCCGACGGACGAUCACGAAGAAGAUACGAAACGACGAAUAACGAGAAGAAGAAGAAGAGCAUCAACAACAUUGUAGAAGAAAACAAGCGACAAUAUUGAAAAGAAGGAAUAUCAACACAUACUGUAGAAGAAAACCCAAACUAACACUGUAUCCGAGUUUCCUGGACUUACGUUUACGAUAGCUGACGCUGACGCUGAUGAACUCCGUUCCAUAUAUGCAUGUAUGUUACUUUACCCUGAACCGCACGUAGUACUAGUACCAGUAAUGUAAUACCAAAGAUCGCUUACUCGCGAUUUACCAUGAAUCAGGUCUCGAUGUUUUGGAUUGUCUUGAAUCUUGGUUCUCGGG
Molecule: messenger RNA, 2608 nt
Organism: Coniophora puteana RWD-64-598 SS2
Lineage: Eukaryota; Fungi; Basidiomycota; Agaricomycetes; Boletales; Coniophoraceae
Exons: 1
Coding region: 1-2058 (685 amino acids)
Source: RefSeq, a predicted model, not a curated record